Molecule: messenger RNA, 849 nt
Organism: Morchella importuna
Lineage: Eukaryota; Fungi; Ascomycota; Pezizomycetes; Pezizales; Morchellaceae
Exons: 3
Coding region: 1-849 (282 amino acids)
Biological process (GO): translation
Cellular component (GO): mitochondrial large ribosomal subunit
Molecular function (GO): structural constituent of ribosome
Source: RefSeq, a predicted model, not a curated record
AUGUCUCUGCUCACGAAUUUCACUCGCACCGUGAGAAUUGCCAUUGCCCGGCCGUCUCCGUCACUUAAAUUCCUUCUGCCUGGGCUGUUUUUGGGCCCAGUACGACACCAGCAGAGUCGUUCAGCGUCAAUUGUUUCGGAUUUGCGAAAUGUUGCGUCUUCGUACAAUAAGCGCAUUAGGAGAGGUCGUGGUCCUUCCUCAGGGAAGGGUAAGACGUCCGGAAGGGGUCAUAAAGGUCAGAAACAGCACGGGAAGGUCCCGGCGGGAUUUGAGGGUGGUCAAACGCCAAUAGCAAUUGUGCAUGGACCAAGAGGAUGGGACAAUAAGUACUCCGAAACUAUGUCGCCAUUGAAUCUCGACAGGCUACAGAGCUGGAUCGACCAAGGCAGGAUUGACCCCACGAAACCAAUUACUUUGAAAGAGUUAGUGGACUCCCGCUGUCUCCACGGAAUCAAGGACGGCGUAAAGAUCCUCGCAAGAGGAAAAGAAGAGUUGAAGACACCUAUUGAUAUCACUGUAUCCCGCGCCUCUAAAGAAGCUAUCAAGGCCAUUGAAGCGGCUGGUGGUAAGGUUGUUACCCGCUACUUCACCAAGGACGGCAUCAAGUCUAUUGUCUACCCACACCUUUUCAAGACCCCACGCCGAUUGGCCAACCCUACUGCCCGUAAAGAUAUCGAGUACUACAGAGAUCCGGACCACCGAGGUUACCUCUCACACACCGUCACCGAGGGAGAAUCGCCCAGUCUGUUCUGGAAGAUUCCAGGGCCGAGCAAGGUUGGCGCUGGUCCUCAGAACAAGGGAGCCGGAGCGGCGCAGAAGAAAGCUAAGGAGGAGAACAGACUGUUCUAA